GUCAGUCGCUUUUAAACGCCCCUUGCGUUUGGUCAGUGACGCCGCUGGCCGAUAUUCAUUUAUCACUACGCUACCGAUAUUUCAGAACCUUAUCGUAAAGUGGAAAUGUUUGGAUAAGUGAAUCAAGCUACACGUAAGAGCCAUGGCGCGUACCGUGCUGGCGAGCGGAGCCUUGCUCUGCCUCCUAAGCAUGACGCUCCAGACGCGCGCGCUCACAGUCUUGCCGCACGACGUUCGCCCUGGCCAUGCAGUACAACACUUCGUAGGAAAUUAUUCCCGCUACACUCUACUUGACCCCGAGUACGCCUCUUACUUUACUCUUCUAGACGAUGGACUUCUAAUGACAAUUGCCGACUUAGCGCCCUUACUGGAUCAAUCAUUGAAUCUCGCUAUAUUAGAACAAACACCGUUUAGCAGUUCGGCACAUUCAGUACAUUUACGUAUAGUAGAUCGUCGGAAAAUGCUUAGUUUCCCAACAUCCAAAGAAUUGCGCGGAGAAAUUUUAGAAAAUGCACCACCAGGCUCUGUUGUUGAUCUUCCACCUAUAAGGGCUACUUCACUGCUAAGUGUGGGGCAGAUAGCUUACAAAAUAAUAAAAGGAAACGAAGAUUCUUUAUUUGCUUUACGAGAAAAAUCUAAGAGUGGAAUUCCUGAAGUCGCAUCAGUAAUUACAGGAGGUGACGUGGAGAUAAUCGCCAUGAGGCCUCUAGAUGCUGAAGAAAAAAGAACGUACGAUUUGGUCCUUCAGGCAACAGAUUUAAAAGGUGUUAAUAAGGCAAGUCUUCCUAUUAAAGUAGAUGUAACAAAUGAAAAUGAUCAUGAACCUAUUUUUGAACAGGAUAUAUAUUAUUUUGCUGUUAAUGGAACGUUAGAUCAAAACAGCGAUAACGGUACAGCGCACUGGCAACGAUUUUCAAACAUUGGCAAGGUUCAUGCUAUUGAUGCAGAUGGCGAUCGCGUGUAUUAUACCUUGAAGGCUAGUAAUCUGGCUGUUAUUGUACCACAAACAGGAGAAUUAAUUCUAGUUGGUGAACCCAAUACUCACGGAGCUGAAUUGCAAGUGCUUGCACACGAUACUGGCUCACCUCCGCGUGAAAGUCGAGUAGCUCAUGUCUUCCUAGAGUUCGUAGUACGUGAUCAUAAAGAUCUGCCUACCUUGCAUCGACAAAAGCGACGUGUUACCCGAGCUGUCCGACCUACGAAACGUAUAGAAUUUACCGAAGCUGACGGUGAAGUUGAAGGACGUGCGGUCUUUACGCUCGAAAAAGAAACUGAUCGUGAAACAUUUAAAAUCCGGGACGAAAAUCCGUGGGUCACUGUUGAACCUAGUGGUGUAGUGAAAGUUAAAAAGAAGUGGGACUAUGAGGAGUUAGGGCCUGAGAAGACCAUUGACUUUUGGGUUACCAUCAGCAACGCUGGAAACGGAGAUACGGACAACCAACGGGUAAUCAUUCAUGUGAAGGAUGUCAACGACGAGCCACCUUACUUCAUUAAUCGGCCACUACCAAUGCAGACUGUAGUCCAGCUCAAUGCGGCCCCCAAUACACCAGUUUUCACGCUCCAAGCUAGAGAUCCCGAUACGGACCACAAUAUUCAUUACUUUAUCGUCCGCGACCGGACCGGUGGGCGUUUUGAAGUAGAUGAGAGGUCAGGCGUCGUCCGCACUAGGGGAACAGAUCCUUUUCAACUAGAUAUGGAGUACGUCCUGUAUGUGAAGGCUGAAGAUCAGAGCGGCCGUGUUGAUGAGAGGAGAUUUCAGUCGACGCCGGAAGAGAGGCUCAGCAUUGUAGGCGGUAAACGUGCGCCACAAUUUUAUCUUCCCAACUACGAGGCGGAGAUUGCCGAGAACCAAAAGAAAGAUUCAGACAUAAUAUCAGUGAAGGCGAAAUCGUUCGCGGAUCGUGAAAUUCGUUACACAUUAAAGGCACAAGGACAGGGAGCGGGCACCUUCAACAUCGGACCUACUUCAGGCAUCGUGAAGCUGGCGAAAGAAUUAGAUUUCGAGGACUUGCGACAGCCGCACGUAUAUUCUUUGGUCGUGACUGCUACUGAAGACUCCGGCGGAUUUUCUACUUCUGUUGAGUUGACUAUCCGAGUCACCGAUGUAAAUGACAACGCACCUAAAUUCGAGCUGCCCGAUUACCAAGCGCACAACGUCGAUGAAGAUAUCGCUAAAGGCACAAGUAUCCUAAAAGUGAAAGCCAUGGAUGCCGAUUCCGGAAAAAAUGCUGAAAUCGAAUAUUUAGUUUCAGACGAUCACUUCGCUGUAGACAACAAUGGCAUCAUCACGAACAAUAAGCAGCUGGAUGCGGAUAAUAAUAACGCCUAUUAUGAAUUUGUUGUCACAGCCAAAGAUAAAGGAGAACCAGCAAAAACUGGAACUGCUACAGUUCGAGUGUACACUAAAAAUAAAAAUGACGAGGAACCGAAAUUCUCACAACAAGUUUACACACCAAAUGUAGAUGAAAAUGCUGGUCCAAAUACUUUGGUAACGACCGUGGUAGCUUCAGACAAAGAUGGUGACAAUGUCCGCUUCGGGUUUGUUGGUGGUGGGACUAGUUCUGGACAAUUCGUCAUUGAGGAAAUAACUGGUGUAAUACGGUUACAUAAUAAACCUAUAUCAUUAGAUAGAGACAAGUACGAACUAAAUGUAACAGCAAUGGACGAUGGUGCUUGUUGUGUGAAUGGAGAUGCUACGAUACAUACAUCGACAGCUGUUGUAGUGGUAUUUAUAACAGAUGUAAAUGACAAUAAGCCUAUUUUCAAAGACUGUCCUACAUAUUUUCCGAAAGUAGAAGAAGGUGCUCCGAAUGGUAGCCCUGUAAUAAAAGUACAUGCGACGGAUGAAGAUAAAGGUGUAAAUGGUCAAGUAAAAUAUUCAAUUGUACAACAACCUAAUCAGAAAGGAACAAAGUUUACGGUAGAUGAGGAAACGGGUGAAGUGUCUACAAAUAAAGUAUUUGACAGAGAGGGCGACGAUGGCAAAUUUGUUUCGGUAACGGUAAAGGCUACUGACCAGGGUGAACCGUCGUUAGAGGGUGUUUGUUCAUUUACUGUAGAAAUAACUGAUGUAAAUGACAAUCCACCAUUAUUCGACAGACAAAAAUAUGUGGAGAAUGUUAAACAAGAUGCUAGCAUAGGAACCAAUAUACUGAGAGUUUCCGCAUCUGAUGAAGAUGCGGAUAAUAAUGGUGCAAUUGUUUACACCCUUAGUGCUCCUUAUAAUCCUGCUGAUAUAGAAUAUUUUGAGAUCCAACCCGAAUCGGGUUGGAUCGUACUUAAGAAGCCUCUCGACGUAAGUAUUAAUUUAACAUUCGCAUAUAUUAACUCACAAACGUGAAAUGAUAAGAUUGAUGAGUGAAUGAGAUCAACCUAACUAAGAAGUUUGGUGGAUGAGUGCUACCUACAGACCCUAGGAUUCAAUUGGCACAUACUUUAAGUUUAUUUACAUGUAAAUAGUUCUAAAUUGUCUGCUGCUGUAAAUUGCUGUGAAGAGGGGUUAAUCCUGGCUGUGAGGAGUAGUUGUCCAUUGAACGGCGGCCCGCCGAGGCCGGUGGGCGGGCUCGUGGGCUGCGGGCCGCCGCGCCGGGGGCUUGUUCUUCUUGCAGCACAAUUACUUUCAGUUGCCGCCAGCGUCGGCUCCGCACUUAACCUUCGUUAAGAUUAAUUUCCGCAGCACCAUCUUGCAUUAACUAUUAUCUUAUCGAUAAUUGCGACUUGUGUAAAAUACUUAAAAUUAUUGAUUAUACUGCUGUAAAUAUUUCACCGUUAAGACCUGUUUAGUUCUAAAACAUGUACAGUUUAUGUAAGCGCACAUUUGUAUAUUUCGCACAAAAUAGUUUUGGGAUUUAUUUUAUUGUAAGUAUAUACUCGAUUGAUUAAUUUGAGAAGCUUACGCUUUUAAACAUAUCCUUCAGUAUUAUAUGUACGUACAUGUUUUGUUACUAAUCUCAAGUUUUGUUUUUUGUGUUUUGCGAGACGAUCUCUCGCCUCAGGUGGUUCGAUGCCCGCCUCAUAAUCUGUCACCGCUGCGCUAGACGACUACUCAUGUUACAGAACAUCAUAAUAUAUUAUAUAACAUAAUAUAAAUCAUUGAACAUAAUCAUCAUAACUAUGAAUUUUUUACAGGGCGCCAGUAUAUUGUUAUGAUUUGUAUUAUUGUUAGUUUAUAACAGAAAUGGUCAGAUUGCCCCUGAGGCAGUUUGGCCAUUAAGCCAGUUGUGACAUUAUUCCUUCUGUGAAAGGGGCAACGUUCUCAAAACCAAAAUUUGUACAGUUAACCGUAACGUCCAUCGUUUGUAAUAUAUUCAUUAUAAUGAGUGUCGUUUUGUUGUAGUCAUUAAGAGGUCAUUAAACAUUCUUAUGACAACCUGACCUUUCCGCCAUGUCUUGUAUGCAGAGCUGCAUGCAUUUGCCUGCUUUUGGUUAAGUUUUAUUUCAUUUUUAAAAUUAGUUUAGUUUCUUUAUUGUAAAAAAGUAUUAUAAUGUACAGUUUCUAAUUUUACUUAUUGUACAUACAAACAUGUAUAAUACAGUACAUAUUAU
Molecule: messenger RNA, 4545 nt
Organism: Parnassius mnemosyne (clouded apollo)
Lineage: Eukaryota; Metazoa; Arthropoda; Insecta; Lepidoptera; Papilionidae
Source: the annotation of a GenBank genome assembly